This is a messenger RNA of Caenorhabditis bovis, 1167 nucleotides long. Lineage: Eukaryota; Metazoa; Nematoda; Chromadorea; Rhabditida; Rhabditidae. The record is from the annotation of a GenBank genome assembly.
AUGACAAACGAGAAUGAAACAAGUAGCCCAACGAUCAUGCAAAGAGUUGAAACAUGGUGCAAGAAGUAUUUACUUGAAGGUCAGCAGCUUGACGAAAAACACGCGGAGAAGAUAGAAAACUUUCCUGAGAAUCCAACGAUCUCCGAUUAUCUUCUCAUAAAAUAUCGAAAAUUCGUCGCCGUUCUCAUCCCAUUCAUUCUCGUGCAAUCGAUUUGGUGGUCACUGGCAAUCCGCUACGAUUUCUUCAAAUGGUUCCCGGAAUAUUGGCACAUGCCUAUCACCAUGAUUUUUGGCGCUCUGGUCGCUGGUAUGACAUCGGAAGGAGCAGGUGCCAUCGCAUUCCCAGUGAUGACAUUGGUUCUUCAUCUUAACCCAUCGAUCGCUAGGGAUUUCGCUUUGAUGACUCAAUCAAUAGGAAUGACAUCAGCACUGGUGUGCGUGAUAUUCAUGAAAAUCAAAUUCGAGCCAAUGGCAGUGCUCUAUGGAAUAAUCGGUGCAUUCCCAGGAUUUAUAUUCGGUGUUCAUUGUAUUGACCCAUUCUUAAGUGGUCCGCAGAAAAAGAUGCUGUUCGUCUCGAUUUGGACAGCCUUCGCGUUCGCACUCGCCAUUCUAAACUCGCAGAAGAAGCGCCCGACAUACGUCAGAAUUCCAGAUUUCAAAGCAUGGAAAGGUCUCGUUCUUCUGUCCACUGGCUUUAUUGGAGGAAUUUUCGAUGCGUUCGCUGGAAGCGGAAUCGACAUCGCCAUGUUUUCCAUCGUCACAUUGUUGUUUCGUGUAAGCGAGAAGACAGCUACACCGACUACUAUGAUAUUAAAAGGAGUCGUCUCGGUAUUCGGUUUUUAUUACCGUGCCGCUAUGAUGGGUGACGUGGAUCUUGUCGCUUGGCGAUAUUUCACCUGCUCGGUACCAGUCGUUGCCACUUUCGCUCCGAUCGGCUCAUUCCUAGGCUCGCACAUUCAUCGACAGGUCAUCGCGAGUCUCAUCUAUUUUCUCGAAAUCGCCUCGCUCAUCGGAUUUUUGCUAACGAAACCCUCGUGGCUGUUGAUUCUUUGCGGUGUUUCGAUUAUUAUCGGCGGUUAUGCGCUAUUCACAAUGCUGACAAAGGCAGGCGCGGUUUUAAUGGCUAGAAUUGAGGCGAAAAGUUCGUCGGAAAAAAUUGAGUUAUAA